GGGCUCCAGCGGGCGUGGCAAACCAAAGCGAAAGGCAGUGUUUAUUUUUGGGUGUGUGGGAGUGAAUGCGUGAGCCAGGCCAUUCCCCUUCCUUGGCCAGCCUCUUCGUGAGUCGUGACACCCAUUCGCCUCCUCACCCUCGCCCUCUCGCCAUUCACGAGUUGGAAGUUGGACAGGGAAGUGAAACCCGUCGUGGCAAGACGAUCCAGAAUGGUGGCUUUGGGGAGCAUGGGGGAGCUGACACAGACUCGAUCUCCACUGUUCUCCAAUAGAGCGUUCAUCGUUGGCUACUCAGGUUACAUCCCCGGACUGAUGUUUCGGUACGGCAAGACCUUCGGGAGGGCGGCAGAGGAGAGCAUCUCGCUUUACAUCCAGCAGCAGAGUGACAGACGGGCCAAGGAGGAGGCCCGACGCUCCAAGUCCCUCCCACGGGUACGACAGAGGAGAUCCGAGACGAGAGUGAUUGAGGAUUUCUACAGCAAAUACGGAAUCGACGGACGCAGCAACCCUAACUACCCUCCACUGCCUGGCUACACUGGUUACAUCCCCAAGAUGAAGCCCACAGACCUUGGCAUCGGCAGGACCUUCAGCGCCGCCGCCCGGAGAGGCCUCGCGCACGUCACCACGGCCAGGGAGCAGCGACAGUCCCUCCAACCACGCCUGCACGACUCGGCCCCGCCCUCAGCAACCCGCUACACCAAGGCGCCGUCAUAGUGAGAGGCUGGGUGGGUGGGGCGAAGGCUGACUGACUGAGAUGGUGGUGGUGGUGGUGGUGGUUGGAGUAGUGGGUGCGUGAGUGACUUGUGGUUGUGGUGGGAUGUGGUGACGGUGGUUGGGGUACAGAUUCCUUGUUUUCACACUUAUAAGCAAUCACACUAACAUUAUUAUUCGCCACUGCAAUAAACUCCCCAACGCAACCGCUACCACCACUACGCAAACUAAUUCCAACCUAAAUAUUUAAAGAUCACUUCGUCCUAGACUGAAUAUGACUCCUUCCAGUGGUCUUUUAAACUUCACCUUCACGUCAAAAUCCCAUCAUCUGUGAGACUUUAAAAUCAUGUUAGAAAAAAGUUAACCUGACCUCAUGAUACCUGGGCACAACUUACCACAGCCUAUUUAAUGAGAUUAUACCAUUAAAAUUCACCUUAUUAUUAUAUUAACACCAAUAAAAGCUUUACCUACCAUACAUAACAACCACUGCCACCACCAAAGACCCAAUUCACCACCAAAUCAAUAAUCUCAAGUGGCAAUUUACAAUACCAGCGACCACUACCACCACCAUUACCACCAAGUCCAGCCAACCAUCACCACCACCACCACCAUCACCACUAGACCCUCCACUACACACCAGUUACAUCCACCCACCAAAACCACCACCACCUACCACCACCACCACCGCCACCACCACAUCCCUCAACCAACACACACUUUCCUAGCAAUCACACACAAAGUUAUUCAUCACUGCAAAAAACUUCCCACCCACCACACCACAACCACUACCACCACUUCACAACACUAUUACAAUCUAAAUAUUAAUGAUUGCUUCGUCUCUCUCUCUCUCUCUCUCUCAACCGUUCGCUUCAGGAGAGGAAUUUUUUAACACUCGCUAACUCGUCGCUUUUGGUAUGCAUUAAUACCGGCCGUUCGUAAGUCAAGCCAACACAACACACGCUCGUAAGUCAGGCAACACAAGACCCGUGCGUGCGUAAGUCAGGGCAACACAGGCGCCAGCACGUGAUUCAGAGCAACACAUAAGUUCCCCCUAAGACGCGUAACUCCUCUCGUUUUCUUUUUUAAGCUUGUAUGUCACACGGUCGAGACAAUAGUCGUGUGUGUGUGUGUGUGUGUGUGUGUGUGUGUGUGUAGAAUCUGGGUCACAUACUAUGAUGUUGUGUGUCUAUUGUGUGUGUAUAAGAGAGAGAGAGAGAGAGAGAGAGAGAGAGAGAGAGAGAGAGAGAGAGAGAGAGAGAGAGAGAGAGAGAGAGAGAGAGAGAGAGAGAGAGAGAGAGAGAGAGAGAGAGAGAGAGAGAGAGAGAGAGAGAGAGUAAACUAAAAAGCCCUCCCAGUUACAUAACUUGAAAGAAACAAGGAAAAUUAGAAGACAACGAUGAAAAUAAUACUAAUAUUAAUAAUAAUAAUAAUAAUAAUAAUAAUAAUAAUAAUAAUAAUAAUAAUAAUAAUAAUAAUAAUAAUAAUAAUAAUAAUUCAAGGCAAUAUUAAUACGAUGACUAAUUAAACCUUGUAAAUAAACCCCAUUCGACUGAGCAUAUUUAAAACUAAAAUCAAAAAUACAAAUAUGAAGCAAACGAAGAUAUUUAAAUUCACGGCCACUAAGAAACACUGCAAAACUUUCCUUCCUUAGCGGGAUAGAAUACUAAUUUCGCCUCAGCAGUUGAUACACGGGUCCGAGUCCACAAUGCAGGCAGACAAAAGAAAAGGAAACUUGUGCAGCGUUUUAAUGCGAGGGACAAAAGGCCGAGGCUGAACCAUUACCCUGACUGCAAAUCCCUCCAGAGUAAAAAGCCGUCCCUGCCUCUCUCCCUCCCUCCUUCUCUCCCUCUUUGCCUCCCUCUUUCCCUGGUCUCCUUUUCUGCUCCUCCUUCCAUUCUGCUCUUUCUCUGCUUCCCUUUUGCUCUCCUUAUUCCUCUGUUUAUCCCUCCAUUCUUUUUUCUUCCUAUUUGUUUCUUUCUCCAUUCUUCUUCUCUGUCUCUUUCCUAUUUCCUUAUUUUCUUUAGUCUUUCUCUGUUCUUUUUCGUUUUCUUGUUUAUUUGCUCUUCUCCUUAGCUUUCCUUAUUCCUCUGUUCAUCCCUCCAUUUUUUUUCCUAUUUGUUCCUUUCUCUAUUCUUCUUCUCUGUCUCUUUGCAACUUCCAUAUUUUCUUUAGUCUUUCUCUGUUGUAAUCAUUCUUCUUCUGUUAAUCUGCUCCUCUCUUACUCUCCCUACUUCUUCUCUGGUCUUUUCCCACUCUUCUGCUACCAUUUCUCUGUUCCUUUUGCUAUUCUUCUCUGCUUAUCCACUCCCCCUAUUUACGCUUCAUUUCACUUAUUUUCUCCAUUCACUCUGUUCCUAACUACUUCCAUCUUCCCCCAUCUCUCUCUCCAACACCUCCUCUUCCUUUCCUCCUUACACCUGUCAACAUCACGAAUUCCUUUUAAGUAUUUACCUGACGCCGCCCCGCCCAGGUAGGCAGUCCAGAGUCCUACCUAGAACUUGAGUCAGAACCACACAGUAAAACCUCACUCAUACUGUUACCAGACUCGCCCUUAAUUCCCCCUCUCUCUCUUCCUCUCUCUGCCUCACUAUAGUUUUGUUUCCCUGCUAUUCUAGUGUCUAUGUCGCUAUGUUGUGUGUGUGUGUGUGUGUGUGUGUGUGUGUGUGUGUGUGUGUGUGUGUGUGUGUGUGUGUGUGUGUGUGUGUGUGUACGUGCAGUAUAAAGUUAAUGAUGUUAAUUCCUCUACAUGUGUUUGGACCAGGUUACGACGGGUGCCGUGUGUGUGUGUGUACCUGUGUGUAUGAACCUGUGUGCGUACCUGUAUACCUGGGUGCCAAGAUGAGCGUCCAGGACCACGCUUAAGGCUGUUGAGUUUCGAGAGUCUGGUUGUUGAUAAAUUAAGGACUUGUUGGAUGACACUUAAAUUUUACCCGUAUGUAUGUAUGUGUGUAGUCUAUCCAUUGAUCCAUGACGUAAAGUAUAUGUUUUGCAAGAGAUCUAUGUAUAUAUUCUGCCAGUUAGCCGCUGCAAUGCUGUACAGUUACCUCUCAUAAUGCUUCGAUAACGUAAAAAGGGAGAUAAUUCAGUAAUGGCUCUAAACGUUUCCUGCCUGAUACGCACACAUUCAACUCUGCCAGCCUGAUGCCCCAUUUCCAAUACCACCCUCAUACUACCGCCUGUUAAGCUUAGAAUAUCCAGAGAAAACACACACGCAGCCGUCUGUUCAUAUUUAUAUUAUAUUUUGACCUCUCUUUCGGCCACCUCUUCUGAUUCUUUUUUAGGAGCAGCGAGUAGCGGGAUUUUUUUUUAUUAUUGUUUCCUUUUUUGUGUGCCCUUGAGCUGCCUCCUUUGUUGUAAAAAAAAAAAAAAUUCAAGAUACCUUUUUAGAUAUCCUACGAUCCUGUUUCUACGCCGUGUGGGGAUAUCGAGGCGCUAUUACAAGACCACCAUGGCCCAUAUCCUCAAACAUUUUGGGGCUCACACACACACUCAUUUGAUAAGGCUUUCGUAGAGGUUGUGGGUGUUCCAUGGGUAGUUUUAUGAGCCUAACCCGGUAGCAGCGACGGGUCAAAUUUGUGGUUUUACCGUGUAGCAGCGACGGGCCAAUUUUUUGUCAUGAUAAAGACCCCCCAAAAUAGAUGAUGCAUAAACUGACCACAAAUGCGUUGAUAUGUAUUACGAAAUGGUGUGUGUGAGUGAUGAUUUUUUCUCAUUAAUUCGCUUAGAGGGGCCUUUAAGAAACAUGAUCCCCGCAGGUACCGAGCUAAUGAGGCUUGACAGUAUUUCUGCACCAUGAAUGUUGGGCACCCUCAUGAUAACCUAACUAAUCUCGCUUGUGGCCUUUGUAAAUAUUUGCCGUGAGAGCCGAAAGGGUUUGAGAAUACGGGUCCUGGAAGAGAGAACAAGCGACAGAUAGACAGGACGGACACACUCCUGCUGAUGGCUGUAAAUGCAUAUGCUCUAGACUUUUCUCGCGUUACUUCAUAUCCUGGCGUGAGAUUUGCUUCCGUUGCAGACUGUACAAAGAUAGCGAUAUACUAGACGAAGCAGUAGUAGCAAGGAAAACAGCUCUUGCGCGGGCGGUGACCAUCUUGCCCUGCUGUCCCGGUCCGGCGCGGCGAGACAGGCCCUGGUGAUGUCAUGCGCGCGGGGAGCUUAGCACGCGCGACACACGAGCGGAAAACACGAGGCGACGAUGCGAGGAAUACACUCGAGCCGUAAGCCUGAGCGUGUGAUAAGCCGUGGGCCAUUACUGAGCCAUGACUCCGAGGCUCGGCGUGAGAGAUGACCCUCCAAAUACAAGAGAGUGAGUGGCUAAAAGCUUGCGAUACCGAUAACGAGUUUGCGUCCCUGGUAGGAUGUUUUGAUCGACUAUCCUCCGCCUCGCCUCAGCUGCUUUAGGAUGGCAAGGCGUUUCAAGGGGAGGCGAGGAGGAAAGAGCUACUCCAUUCAGAUUUUUGUGACACGCCUCACACUGAUGAGACACAAAACUCGAAAAGAAAAUGAAAAAGAAAUUCUAUCGUGGCACAGGGAGGAAAAGCUGGAUACAAAUUCAAGGAGGGAAAAAGAAGAUACUGAAUCUGAAAGGACGGAGAUGCGAAUACUCGAAAAGAGAAAAAGGAUAAAGAAAGAAUAUAUUGUAACACAAGGAGGAAAAGAUAUAAACCCUCAAAAAGGAAAGAAAAAAAAGAAUCUUCAGCGUUGUAAUAAAAACACACGGAAAGACAUUUAGAAAGAAAGUAAAGAUAAAUAUGUUUGUGGUGAUGAAGGGAGAAAUCGAGAUACCAAGAACCGAGAGGGGAAUUACAAAGCAACAACAACAGCAGAGAAUAAAAACAAAGACAAUGGCAAAGAAGAUUAAAAAGAAAAAAAAAAUGCAAUCCCAUCGCAACAAAAGAAUAGCAAGAUGAUUCCCAGAAGAGAAACUUAAGUGGAAAAAGAGGAAAAUACUCAGAAGAAACGUUAUAAAAGGUGAAAACAAAUGAGUACCCAGAAAAGAAGAUAAUGGAUAGAAAAGAAAGGAAUUACUCGAAUGAAAGAAAUAAAAGCAACAAUGUGAGUGAUUAAAAAGGCGAUAAGGAGUAAGAUAAAUUAGAAUGGCACAAAAGGAAGAUGAAAAACAGAGGAGAAAGAUAAUAGUCUGAAUGAAAGAAAAUAAGAAAAUAAGAAAAAAAGACAUCAAAAUACGAAAUAAAUAGAAGCUGAAAAGGAAGCUGAUAAAUAGUAGAGAAACGCUGAUGACCCGAAACGAAAUAUACUAAAAAAUAAUGAAAACCAAAACAUCAAAAUACGAAAAGGAAGAUGAAAAAAAUAAUAGAAGAAAAAGUUAACAACCCGAAGCGAAGAUCAAGAAAAAGCGACCCCCCAAAAAAUAAAUAAAUACCAACACAAAACAAUGAAAAGUAAAAACGAAAAAUAAAAAAUAAAAAGACGAACUCAAAAAUAACAGUAAAACAAAAUCACGCUCAAAAUUUACUUACUGCAUCGUUCCAAAAAAGGAUAAACGGCUUGCAAUGGAGAACAUGUUUGUGAGCGCCGCCUGUAGGUAUAGUUUACGAGGACACAACAAGUACCCAGGCUAUACUAUACUGUGUCUAUUGGUUAUACUAUGCUGUGUCUGUCCCGUACCCCUUCCCCCUUCCUUUACCCCUCCGUGCUACCCACCUAUUCCCCUCCUCUCUACUUUGUUUCUCUUUUCUCUCCCUCCCUCCGUCUCCCUUCCUACUCUACUCUCUCCUUUUCCUUCCCCUCCCACUAUGUUUACCCUCCCUCUCUCCCUUCUCCUUCUCUUCGUAUUCAUUCCACUUUUUCCUCCUUCCCUCUUAUGCUUCCCGUACCAUUCCCUCUUCUCCUUUCCUUCGUGGCCUUUCCGUCGACCCCUAACGGUGUCUCAGUAAGGGCCGCCUCUCCAUCUAUCUGACUCUUUGUGUUAUAGGUAACGUGGCUCAUUUUCCUUCUUAUUUUCCGGUUGUCCUUUCCUUCUCCUCCUCUGUCAGUCUGCUCAUCCGUCUGUUCACCCGUCUGUCCAUCUGUUCGUGUGUUCAUCCGUCUGUUCAUCCACAUGCUUCCGCAAAUAUCCAAUUAAUGCAAGGGAAAAAUACAUGGAGCCGGGAGAGUGUUAGGAGCAGGUAAUCCGACUAGUGAAAGGCAUCUAAUUAAACAGGUGAUCUCCAUGUAGGCGCAGCGACUCGUGAUAAUCCCGCUGAGAGGACUUGAAACACACACACACACACACACACACACACACACACACACACACACACACACACAGGCG
Eriocheir sinensis (Chinese mitten crab) is the source of this 6985-nucleotide messenger RNA. RefSeq lists its product as uncharacterized. The record is from RefSeq and is a predicted model, not a curated record. The transcript is spliced from 5 exons. Lineage: Eukaryota; Metazoa; Arthropoda; Malacostraca; Decapoda; Varunidae. Bases 211 to 714 code for a protein of 167 amino acids.